AUGGUUUCGUGCCAUGCUCAAACGCUUGCGCUUUGCCUUCUGUCUGAACUCGGCGAGCGCCUUUUUCACGUUCUUGUUGAACUUGGCUUGCUCGGCGACAAUGGCAGCAACGCGACCUGCAUUCUCUCUUUCACGAUCCACUUUUUCGACAUCCUGCUCCUCUUUCGCGCGUUCGCCUCCCUCCCCAUCCACCUCCUCGUCGGCAAUAUCACACGCAUCAAAAGCAACGCGCCCCCGCGAAGCAGGCGCUCCUGGAGAUUCCGGCCCCGUAGACGCACUGUCGUCUUUGUCAUCAGAAAUGACGAUGGCGACAACCGGCUGGGCCUUGCCCCGCCUCGGAUAUUUCCGACGCACCGGUUGCAGAGGCGGUUUCGCUUUCGCCCGACGCGAGCGUGUCCUAGAUGCCACCUCAGCCUCCUGAACAAAAAUUACGUCCUCCACAUCCUCGACUCGUUUACGACGUCUAGUGUUCUUGUUGACCUCUUCCACAGACUCUGCUGCAGAAGGCGUCUCGCAGACGAGUUGGUGUGCAGGUGUGUCGCCCUGCUUAUUCAUGGGAUGGGUAAGGGAAGAUUCAGCCUUCCGCCUCCGCGAGACGGGCUCCCUGUUCAUAUUCGGCGGCUUGCGCUUACUCACAUUGCGCCUCCGAGGUCGUUCCGCCUGCGGCACCUCCACGACCUCGCUCCGCUCUUCUUCGUCGCGAACCUUGACCAAUUUCGGCGACUCGACCGCCUGCGGCACCUCCCCCUCCGCCGCUUCCUCCCCAAUCGCGCCGAGGUCGUUCCUAAAAAGGUACAUCAAGUACGUGACCUGGGUUUCCGUGAGGCCCCAAUUCAUCUUGUACUUCGACCCGAACGGGAGCGUGGUGACGCGCUCGCCGCCCGGCAUCGUGAGCACCAUGCGCUUUUUCCACCACGCCGGGCGUCUGUCGGGCGCCCAUGACACGCGCGUGCGCCCUUGCGAUUCGCGCACUGCUGCCGUCAGAAGCUUGCCCGCUUUCGUCUGCGACAGCGACAGGACUUCCUGCGCCUCGGGGCUCGUCAGGUCUAGCGGCAUGGCGACUAGAGAUUUCGACCUCGCGAGAGCGAAAGAGGUCGGGCAGGGAAGGCGCACGGAUGCCGUGGAGGAUGGUUGAUGGCACUACGGAAGGGCGGGUAGGGACUAAGGGAGAGCAGCUGGCGGUGUGCCGGGUUUGUAUGCUGUUCUGGCAAUGCUGUCCCAGUUGGCGCGAAGUUUGAAAUUCAAAUAGUACGACGGUAUGAUAUGAUUACACACGUGGCCACGUCAUAUUGUGACACGUGUUCUCGAAUCAUUUCCCCAGGUCUCCCCUUCAAAAUUCUCUCGUCACGGGUUGAGCCACCUCCUUUAGAGCAUCCCCACCGGCGAGUGUAAAGUGCUAAAUAUUUUAGAAACUUGGCGAGCCUUGAUUGGCCUCUCGCUAUUAUACACCUUUGCUUUUUUAAGACCUUGCCGAGAACUGCAUUGACCUGCAGGUCAACCCCACCGGCAAAAAACCGCACCCUCCUACUUGUGAAGUGCAUGCUCCUACUCACUGAAGUCCGAUGCAAACGCCUUUACAACCUCCACGGAGUACCAUUGGCAUCUCUGACUUCGUGGAGGACGACAUUCUCGAUAUUGUUGAGGAUGUUUUGUCUUCGGACAGCGACAGUGAGCCCCCAAAACACAAAGGCUCUUAUCCGGGGGAAAAGCCAAAUCUCGAGCCCAACCCAAAACGAGAGCGAGGUGCGCAACUGCUAGUGACGGCUGUCCCUUCGAAAGACGUACGGUGGCUGCCAGACAAACUUACGUUUGGUGCAGACAUGAACAGGAUGGGGAGGAGUGUUGGUGGAGACUCGCCUCUCCACUGGAGAGAGAGGCUCAACUUCAAGACCCCUUCAACCAACUUUGACUUCGCGGGAAAAUGGAAUUUGAACCAAUCAGCGUUUGCCACCUCAAAUGCAUAGUUCUAAAUUUUGGUGCUAUAUUCUCGAUUUUUACAACCCGAAUUUAUCUCGAUGUAAAAAGUAAUGCAUCUUUUCGAAACGGUGGGAGUAGUGAAGAGGGGUGUAAAAUAUUAAAGUUGUAAAAAUUCGUUUUUUUACAA
Molecule: messenger RNA, 2104 nt
Organism: Chondrus crispus (carragheen)
Lineage: Eukaryota; Rhodophyta; Florideophyceae; Gigartinales; Gigartinaceae
Exons: 2
Coding region: 1-942 (313 amino acids)
Source: RefSeq, a predicted model, not a curated record